Molecule: messenger RNA, 5482 nt
Organism: Epinephelus moara (kelp grouper)
Lineage: Eukaryota; Metazoa; Chordata; Actinopteri; Perciformes; Serranidae
Gene: dcp1b
Product: decapping mRNA 1B
Exons: 11
Coding region: 226-2259 (677 amino acids)
Biological process (GO): deadenylation-independent decapping of nuclear-transcribed mRNA; deadenylation-dependent decapping of nuclear-transcribed mRNA; positive regulation of catalytic activity
Cellular component (GO): P-body
Molecular function (GO): mRNA binding; enzyme activator activity
Source: RefSeq, a predicted model, not a curated record
UCUCCGAGACCAAACAUGGCCGUUGACAAACUCUCUCAUGUCAGUUAGCACUCGAUAACUCUUGAUUUUUUUAAUUUACGAGUCUUAAUUUGCAAAACAAGCUUCUCCUCGGUUACCAAAUCAGUUCUAUUUUUUAUCUUGCUGCUGGUUGGGUUUUUACCUCCUCUUUCUGUGACUCGUUAGCCGCUGAAGCUAGGUAGCGAGCUAACUUCUCCAUAGGGGACAAUGACAGCGACUUCUGCAGGCAGCACCAGCUGCCUCACCGCUAAAGGACUGGACAUAAGUCUGGCUGCUCUGAAGCGACAAGACCCAUACAUCAAUAAUAUCGUGGACGUGGCCAGCCAAGUUGCCCUGUAUACUUACAACAACAGGGCGAAUGAGUGGGAGAAGACCGAGGUGGAAGGCACCCUCUUUAUCUACACAAGACUGGCAUCUCCCCGGCAUGGUUUCACCAUUAUGAACAGACUCAGUAUGGAGAACUUGACAGAGCCAAUCACCAAAGACCUGGAUUUUCAGCUCCAGCACCCCUUCCUGCUGUACCGCAAUGCACGAUUGGUUAUCCAUGGGAUUUGGUUCUAUGAUAAGGAGGACUGUCAACGCAUCGCCCAGAGGAUGAAGAUUCUUACCCAGCAGGAGCAGACCAUAGCACAGUCCCAGGGUGGAUGGUUGUCCCCAGGAGGAGGAGGAGGAGGAGGAGGAGGGGGAGGAAUACUUGGAGGACUACUUGGAGGAGUAGUUGGAGGAGGAGGAAGUGAAGCGAAGACAGUGGACAUCAUCCAGAUGUUGACCAAAGCACGCACAGAGUAUGACAAGUCUACGUCAGAGCCAAAGGAGAUUGGUGGCAGCAGUGUUAUUUAUGGAAACCCUAACCUGAUCAAGCCAAUACCUGUUAAACCACACACACAGGACAGUGAGAGUGCUGAACCCAAGCCUCUCUCUCUGGCCACUCUUUUUGGCUCUCAACAUCAACAUCACCACUCACCCAAACCUGACCCUGUCUCUCCUAUGGCCGGUCCUGGGACAGGGCCGUCAGCAGGACGAGCCACUCGCCCUCCUGUGGCCCGUUCACUGAAAUAUGAUGAUACAGUGAACUCUGGCAGAAGUGUGACCUCUACAAGAGGGAACGGUGCCGUGGUUGGGUGUUCAGAUGGAGGGCUCAGGGCUGUGAUUGGAGGUCAAACGGUCAGGGAAGAUGGUGCUAAUGUUGUAGGCUUGCUGCCAAGUCCCACUACCGCCCAGCAGCAGCAGAACCAGCCACAGCACUGCGCAGCCAUCCAGAAACUCAUGCAGGGACAGAGAGGAGUCGGGGUGGUCGGAGGGGUGCUCCAGACCGUGUCCGAGUCCCCCGAGAACAGGCUGUGUGACAACAGCGUGCCCCUGGAGCAUCACCACCACCAUCACCACCUGUACCAUCAUCAUCACCAGCAGCACCACCUUCAUCAUCACCAACAGCAGCAGCAGCUUCAAGCUGACCCGAUCAAGAGACUUUUCCAAAUCCAGCCACCUCUUCCCUCCUCCAACCCUCCUCCUCUGCAGCAGGGCCCCUGUCUCUCCUCUCAGCCCAUGAUGGAUUCUGUGUCAUGUUCCCACCUUCAAGCGCAACAAGGCCAGCAGCUGUUUUUUAGCCUAUCAAAACCUCAAGCAGAGGCACAGCACAACAACCAGUCAGCUUCAGCUAUACAGGGAACAGAUUUGCUGCAUUCUCAGGUGAACAAUGACCAAGUCCUUCAACCUUUACACGGUCUGUCUUCCCAGAUGCCUGGUGUGGUGUCGCCUCAUGAACUCCUGCAAAAGCUCCAGCUGGUCCAACAGGAGCAGAGCCUGGCUUCCCAUGACCCCCCUCGACUCUGCCCGGGACUGGCCCCUCGAUUCCUGGGGCCCACUCAAGGUCAAGGUGCAGGCUCAGUUGUAGGUCCAGUCUCAAAUCAGACCACCACUGCAGGUCAAAAGGCUGCUCUGCAGUUUCAGGUCAUUUCUCCACAGCGGAUACCAGCCACUGUUGCACCCAACCUGCUCCUCUCUCCCAGCGUGUUCACUCAGGCAAAGUCUGGUGGCGUGUUGUCAGCGGUUGCCCAGGAGAGCUGCUCUGCCCCCUCAACCUUGUCCAGACCCCCACUGCAGGACGAGAUCAGAGUUCUGUCCAGGAGCCAGCUUCAGGCCACACUGCUGCAUCUGAUCCAGAGUGACGGCUCAUUCCUGGACACCAUCUAUGAAGCCUACAUCAGCCGCUUAGCUAAUGGCUCCAGCAGCAAGUACUGAUGACUCGUCACACCCUCUGUCUAUACAAACACACUGUUCAGAGAAGUGAGGCUCGUUCUUCUACACCUAAUAUGGACGUACAACUUCCUCCUAGGGAUCCAAUCACACACAGACUCACUGCAUCUCCUCUGUACUGACAACCUGACUCUCUUCACUUCAAACCAAGUCUCUUUAGUCGCAAUUACAAAAUGUGUACAAUGUGUUUGUUUCAGUAUAUAAAACCCCACUUUUCAUCCCAUGACUCCUCUGGAAAAAAAAAACAGUUCUCAUUUUUGGCACAAUACAGUGUAACUAUACAGUCUUAAAAUUACCUGUAGUUAAAGGGGAAAAUGUAGCCUAUACUCUAGUUCGCUCUCAGUGAAGACAAAAUAUGCUGCAACCUCACUGUUUUCCCAAGGUGUUAAAAUUUAGUAGUUCCCUGCACUAUUUUUUCACCAAGUGUAGCAGAAUUUUAUGUUGUAUCAUUCUAUUUUUUAUCGUGUUGUGUAGUGUUUACUCCGUCACGGUCGUCGAACACCAGCCAGCCUUCUGGGCUUUAAUAAGCAAGUCUUCCUAGUCUGAGAGCUAGUGCUGAAGGAUAUUCUCAAAUUGACUUGAAACUGACUUCACAUGUUAAACAUGUUUUGUUUUCUGUACAUUUGGGAAGGUAGGUAUGUUUAAAUGUUAUCGGAAUUUGUUGGAUUUCAAUUCAGAGUUCUUUUAAAUUAAGUUUUAUGAAGGGAGUAUAUUUUCUCUCCAAAUUCAUUUAAAGUUAUUAAAAUGAUACCUUGUCAUUAAUUAUAUUUUCAGCAGACUUUAGCUGUGAUGAAUCUCUGUAUAAGUGUUUUAGUGACACUGAUAUUAUACAAUUAGCCUGAAGAAUUCAAAUCGACAUGGUAUCCAGCUAACUUGAAGUAACAAGGAAAGUACAGGAGAUUGUUAACCUGCGCUACCUCACAGAGAGCUAGUUCAGAGGAGUACCUGUGUUUUUACUUAGUGGCAGUUUGUGCGUUAUGUGACUGGACAGUUUUAGAGAUUCGAUCAUCCAGUCGGGGUUUUUAUUUCAGUUUAACAAAAGGGAUUUUAUCAUCACAGAAAAACCGUUGACAAUCUUUCAACACACUGAAAUAUCACUUGAGAUGUUCAUGCUUCAGUUCCUGAACAUUUUUCUUGCCAAAAAACUGACAGAAAUUCCCCUCAGGAAUAAUAAAACUUUUUAUUGAUUGAACACUUUCCUAUUGAAGGUUUAGUCUAGUUAAAUAAAUGAUUGGUUAAAUGGAGUUUUAAAGCAAUAAAAAGCAAAGUUAGUAGAAAGUACGAUAGAAAAUACAUUACCAAAAUACUGUUACGCGAUAGUGUGUUCUGCAUGACAUGUCAUUUCCCUCUUAGUAUCAGUCAGCCCUAACUCAUCACGGCCAAGAAGUGGCAUUUAAUAAAAAUGUUUUAUUUGAUCUGGGAUAGGGUUUGCAGUUUGUGUUUAGCUCCCGUGCUAAACACACAUACAGCUGGACCAUACAGUAGCUACCAGAGGGUACACAAAAACAGCAGCAACAAAAAAAAAAGAGAGAAUACAUUUCAGAAAAGAAAAUAUUUUUCCUAUUUUUGUACUCAAGCAAAAAUGUAUUGUUCUCAAAGUACACUGUAAAAUCUGACAAGUACUUAAAAAAAUACAGGAAAUUGAUUGCCUUGAAAAUGGUGAGUUAAUACAACUUUAUUAGUCUUUAUGUAUAGUUAUGUAUACGUGAUAUCCGAUUAAGUUCACGUAAAAUAUAGUGGUACUUACUUAAUUUUGUGAAGUUGCUGCAACUUAAAAAUGACAAGUGAAUUUAACUUGUUCUUUCUAAUAUUAGCAAAUGAAGUAAAUCAAGUUUAUUUGGACUUAACUCAACAUUUGUGUUCACUCAGUAGAAUAUCUGAAACUCAUUGAUUGAUUCUGAUCAAUAAAGUAAACACAUUCAUUAAUGCAUAUCCCAGCUGACAUUGGGCGAAAGGCGGGGUACACCCUGGACAGGUCACCAGACUAUCACAGGGCUGACACAUAGAGACAGACAACCAUUCACACUCACAUUCACACCUACGGGCAAUUUAGAGUCACCAGUUAACCUGCAUGUCUUUGGACUGUGGGAGGAAGCCGGAGUACCUGGAGAAAACCCAUGCUGACACAGGGAGAACAUGCAGAUUCUGCCCCUGGUUCAAACCCCCUCUUGCUGUGAGGCAACCAUGCUGCCCAUAAAACUAAGCACAACAAAGAAUAAUUACUUUGCAGGAUUAUUUUUAUAGAAUGCCAUUCUGAGCACUUUAAGACAAGGCCAGUGUUUUUGGAAACAAAUGAAAUUAUGCAAUAAAAAAAAUCCACUUGCAAGCCUUACAAAAAAAUCUAAAAACUCGAGAAAUAUUCAGAUAUAGAGAGACUAUCUUUCUCUGACUUUACUUAAGACUUCAAAAGUUUUAUCACAAAUACCAACAUUCAGUCAACUUACAUGCUUAUAAUGAAACAUUCCAUCAAACUAUGCAUACUGUGCAUGUGCUUUUAACUAAUAAACCAAACCAUGUGUAGCUGUUAAUAUUGUGCUGUACAUCUGUAUUUUGCUGAUUGAAAAUUAAUCGAUCACAUUUGUAUAUUCUUGAACAUCUUUACAAAACACAACUUGCACAUACCCGAACUCAACCACAUGCAAAAUCCUUGUUGUCAUGUCACAUGUCACAUAAAAUACAUGAAACUGUUCGUUUAAGUCACAUUAACUUAGUUUACUUAAGUUGCGAACAAAUAGAACAUGUAAAUUUUACUUGGCAUUUUCAAUUUGCAACAACUUGACAAAAUUUAGUAAAUAUAACUAUACAUUUUAAGUUAACUUAAUUUGAUUAAACGUAGAUAAAUUGGCACAUUAACUUACCUUUUUAAGGCAGUUGGGUUUGCAGAUGUUUUUUAAAGUAAGAUCAACUUGUCAGAUUUUACAAAUAACCAGCAUGUUACAAUGAAAUGUACAGCUAGUAAAAAUUCAUUGUUAUACAUAACAAGAUACAUAUCUACAGUUAUAUGUUAGAUGCCGUUUUGUUCUUUUAAUUCAAAAGAUGUCAUCCAUAAUCUUUUUUUUUUUUAUAAACAUUGUCAUUUAAAAUAAUAUGAGACAUUGGAAUGUCAAUGGAAACAUUUCUGCACAAGUUUAUUUCUUUUUGUCGAGUAUGUUUUGCUGACAUAAACUGGAAUAUAUUUUAAUUGGUUAUUAAAUGUUCUCAAACUGUC